CCGACCAUGAGCACCUCCAGUCUGACGAUAAUUCUCGUUGAAGGCCCCCUCCAGACGCCCCUCGUCUAAGAAAGACUGACAAUCGGUCUUCGCCACGCAGGGUAUCCAGUAGUCCACCCCACCCUGCCAAGCUGCUCCGAUGUCGAGACAGCGAAUUUCCCUCACGCACUUCACAGGAUGACGCGGAUGCCAUUACCGAAGUCGUCCAAGGCUUGGUCGAAGAAGAGAAGUUCGUGGCAGUUGCGAUGCACUCCUACGGCGGUAUCGUGGGUACCGAAGCUAUCCCUGAGGACCUCACCCACGCUGCACGGCACGCUCAGGGACACAACGGCGGGGUGCUACACUUGUUUUACUUUGCUGGGGUUAUCCUUUCCAAAGGGCAAUCUGUGCUCGGGACAUUCGGCGAGUCGCCCAAUAACGAUGUGCAGCCCGACGGCAAGGUUAGACUCAAGAAUGGCACCACAAUAAUCUACAGCGACCUCCCCGCCGAAGAGGGAGCGUUGUGGGAAUCGCGCCGUGUCCCCCAGUCGUAUGCGAUGCAGACCACGUGCUCCACGCGGGCGGCGUACGAGUACUUUCCUUCGACCUACCUGGUGUGCGAGGGAGAUUAGGCCGUUCCGCCGACCUUCCAAGAGGGGUUUGCGGGGUUGGCCCGGGCGGAAGUCGAUCGGUGCAGCGCGGGC
Aspergillus uvarum CBS 121591 is the source of this 683-nucleotide messenger RNA. RefSeq lists its product as uncharacterized. The coding region runs from base 246 to 611 and encodes 121 amino acids. Lineage: Eukaryota; Fungi; Ascomycota; Eurotiomycetes; Eurotiales; Aspergillaceae. The transcript has 2 exons. The record is from RefSeq and is a predicted model, not a curated record.